AUGGGCGUCAAUGCCCAGUUUGGCAAGCAGAGGGCGCUGCAGCAGCUGCGCACUCUUCUCAUGCAGCAUGACCUCAGCAAAGACACGUUAGAUGUGCACCACAGAGUCUUGGCAGCGCUUCUGGCGCUGUCCAGACGGCCCCUGCAAUACCAUUACACUGCACCAUCCUUCCUGAGCAGGCCACAUCCUGGCAACUCCCUGCAUGCCGGGGAAGAUGAGGAUGCAGGCAGUGACCUCAGCGAGCUGUCAGCAUGGGAGGACGAGGCGGCAGGCUCCGAUGAGCUGUCUGACUGGAGCGAUGACGGCGCCGACCGCAUUCCUGCUGGACCCCUUGCUCAGCAGACUGAUGCAGCUUGGUCGCCUCCAAAGCCAUCUUGGCAGCGGCUGUCGGACAGCUGGGAAGCUGGCAGGGCAGCCAAGGUGAAGCUGCAGCCGCCGCAGCCCGCGGACAGCCCGGCCUAUGGGGACGGCAGCCUUCUGCGCACGCUGGCUGCCACGCGGGGCAGGGGCGUUCCCUUUAUUGCUCCCUCUGCCCGGCUCUUUUUCACCGAGCAGGAUCUCGUGCUGCACAUGCUGCGGGGGUCGCCCAGUCCGGGGCGUGCCCUCACCCUGAAGCCUGAUCUGGACGAGUAUAGUGUAACGGCUGGGGCCCACGUGGCCCACCUGUCUCCAGGCUGCCUGCAAAACAUGCUCGGCCGCUUCACGCGCAGCGGCACCAUCUCCUACAGGCUGCAAAUGUUUGUGCGCGCGGUGAGAGCCGCGGCGACCACGCCGUCGCAGACGCGCGCGCUGGCGGCUGCGCCUACUUUGGCCGCGUUCGCCGCCGCGCUGGCGGAUGAGCUGGCGGCGGUCCAGUCAGCGCUGAUCGGGGUGCAGGAGGACUUUGCCGCGCUGGUGCGGCAGGGAGGGAACAGCGGCGCAGACGUCGGCCUCAUCGCACUCGAAGCGGCUGCAGCCAUGCGGCGGCUGAGGCUGCUGGAAGCUGUCAUGUCUGCCCUGGAUCUUGGCGAGCAAGGGGCCGCGAGCGCGGCCGGCCAGGCAGCGGCCUUGCUUGACGGCCUGCACGCCCUGCUUCACUCCCUUGCAGGCGACGCAACUCCCCAGGGCCGAGCGGAGGUGGCGGUUCUGCUGCGGUUGCUGCUGCGCAGCGCGCGCCCCCUGCUGGAUGCCCUGGACACCUGGCUGCAGCAUGGCCUCCUCACAGACGGCCCAGAGUUCUUCAUCUGCUCUGCCCCUGAAGUGUCAGUAGAGGACGCCGAUUUCUGGCACGGCGGCGCAUUUCGGCUGCGCAGAGGCGCAGACGAGUCUGUCAUCUGCCCGCGCUUUCUGGAUCCAUUGGUGGGCGGCAUUCUGUCGGCCGGAAAGUCGGUGCUGCUGCUCCGCAUGAAGCAGCCGCAGAACAACAGGUCAGUGCAUGUGUCACCUAAUGCUGAGGCGGGGGAUUCAGGCCGGCCGCCACUGCACCAGGAUAUCCUGCAGAGGCUAAGGGAUCUGGUGUCCUUUGAGGAAGAAGAGAGCAUGACAAGUUUCGGCCCGGCCCAGAAUUUGGCGGACAGAAUGGCGGCCACCAGUGGAUAUCACCUGGCCACAUCCUGCAGCCGCCUGGAAGCUGGCACGCGCGCCGCCGAACGUGCGGCCGACGUCUUCUCGGCAGCUUCCGGCCAGGCCGCGGCGAUGCAGCAGCCACCAGGUCACGCUGAUGUCAUCGCCCGGCCGCUGCGCCUGCCUGGAGAGCGUGGCUGGGGCCUCUCCAGCCACCUGACAGCAGACUUCGAUGCCAGUGGCAGCAGCAGUGGCUAUGCGUACUCUGCAAGCUCGCCAUCCGGGCUGCCCACACCCAGCAAGAACGGGCUGCCCGCAGCUUCUCCUGCACAGACAACCGGACCAGCAGCUAGGAUUUACUGGUCAGAAGAUGGCUCCAUAGCAGGGGCUGGUGUGGAGCAGACUUGGACAAAGGCAGAGGACGGCUUGGGCGGAAGGGGGAUUGCCAGGGGCGAGCAGUGGGCUCAGAGCAGCCUGAGCCAGGUGUCGGGAGAGGGUGCCAGACUAGGCGGCCGCUGUGAUGUCAGUGGCGUGCUUGGUGAUGUCAGCAAUCUCACCCUUGGCGCCAGGCGGACUAUCCCGAUCAAGCAGCCCAAGCUGGACAGCACAGCUGGCGCAACAACACAGGCUAGAUGUACAGACGACAGUAAAAUUCCAGAUUCUGCCAAGUCUGCACCUUUGUCAGCUGACCCGUCAGCCCUCAGUGGGACAGAUCCGGGGCUCAAAGACUGGUACACAAGGAUGUUGGGAGCCAUGUGCGACCCCACAGGCUUGCUGGAUCCUGAGCGCUGCACCGCCAGUGGGCCAUCUGGCAGGACCAGGGAGGAUGGCUUUGUGCCUGCAUCCGUCCAGGCCACCCUCAUCAAUCCCUUCUCAGGCAAGGCGGUGCAGCAGAUGUGGGGCGCCAAAUGGAAGCAGCAUGAAGCUGGCGAUGAACCUGGCGAGAAAUGGCUGUCGGACUUGCGAGAUCCUGACCUGCCGCCGGUGAAAAUUGCCAUCCAGGAGUGCUUCUUGGCGCCCAUUCAUGAGCGGGUGGAGUACACAGGAGGCCAGCUCUUGGGAAGCCUGAUGGCCGAGUGGGGACUGCGGCAGCAGCUGACAGCGCUGCAGAACGUGUACCUGUUAGUUUCCCCAGCAAUGCAGCCGUUCACAGAAAGCCUCUUUGCCCUGCUCGCCCAAAAAGGGGACAAGCCGUGGGAGGCUGCCGGGCCGCAGCUGUUUGAGCUGCAGGGGAGUCUGGAGCAGUGCCUGGCUGACGAGCGCGGCGGGGCCCUGCUGCCGGCACAUGCCGUCAUAUUGGAGGUGGUUUCAGGGGAGGGGCCGGCUGUCGGCUCCAGCAAAGGGAACGCCGUUGCCGCCCUGCGCCAGCUGCGGCUGCGCCUGCGGCUGCCUUGGCCGCUGUCGCUCGUAGUGCAGGAGUGCCACAUGGAGCAGUACAACGACGUCACCACCCUCCUCCUGCAGGUGAGCUGGGUGAGGGCAGCGCUGCAGGGGUUGCGCGACAUCAGGAGCCCUGCGGCCAGGGGAGUUGAUGCAUCGGACGGCCUGUGCUGGCAGAUGACUCACUUUGCCACGCACCUGCACUGCUUCGUCAUGGACUGCCUCUUGCAUUUAGCCGUCCCCCAGCUGUCCCAGGCGCUGGAAGCUGCGCGGACGCUGGAUGAUGUGGCGGCAGCGCAUGACGCCUUCCUGGAAGCUGCCAUGCGCGCGGCCGUGGUCGCCAAUGACCACACGAGCCUGCUGGUCCUCAAGGCGGUGACUAAGCUGCUCGAUUUGGCGCUUAGAUUCGCUGACCUGGCAAAGGGCGGAGCAGCCGAAGCAGGGGAGGUUGGUGAGAUUGGCAGGGAGUGGCGGGACAGGCAUCGAUACCUGAUGAAGCUCUUGAAUGCGCGAUCCCUGCACUCCGGGGGAUUUGCGUCGCUCGAGCGGCUGGCGGUUCGGCUUGAUUACAAUGGGUUCUAUCGCAGCGCUGAUGCAGCCGCUUUGUGA
Messenger RNA from Coccomyxa subellipsoidea C-169, 3531 nucleotides. RefSeq lists its product as hypothetical. Lineage: Eukaryota; Viridiplantae; Chlorophyta; Trebouxiophyceae; Coccomyxaceae. The record is from RefSeq and is a predicted model, not a curated record. Bases 1 to 3531 code for a protein of 1176 amino acids. The transcript is spliced from 18 exons. Gene Ontology annotation, molecular function: microtubule minus-end binding; gamma-tubulin binding. Gene Ontology annotation, biological process: cytoplasmic microtubule organization; microtubule nucleation; meiotic cell cycle. Gene Ontology annotation, cellular component: equatorial microtubule organizing center; centrosome; gamma-tubulin complex.